This is a messenger RNA of Cucurbita maxima (winter squash), 1491 nucleotides long. Its product is annotated as actin-97-like. The transcript is spliced from 5 exons. Bases 106 to 1239 code for a protein of 377 amino acids. Gene Ontology annotation, cellular component: cytoplasm. Lineage: Eukaryota; Viridiplantae; Streptophyta; Magnoliopsida; Cucurbitales; Cucurbitaceae. The record is from RefSeq and is a predicted model, not a curated record.
CUCUCGAGACUCUGUUCAUUGCCAUUGCCAUUGCCAUUGCCACUGCCACCACCUUUCUACAGUUUCAAGAGCUCGAAGCUUUCCUGAUUUCAAAGAUUAUAGACAAUGGCAGAUUCCGAGGAUAUUCAGCCUCUCGUCUGUGAUAACGGAACAGGGAUGGUCAAGGCUGGAUUUGCUGGAGAUGAUGCUCCAAGGGCUGUAUUCCCUAGCAUUGUCGGUCGACCCAGGCACACGGGUGUUAUGGUUGGUAUGGGCCAAAAGGAUGCCUAUGUUGGUGAUGAGGCUCAAUCGAAGAGGGGUAUUUUGACUUUAAAAUACCCAAUUGAGCAUGGUAUUGUUAGCAAUUGGGAUGAUAUGGAGAAAAUUUGGCAUCACACUUUCUACAACGAGCUUCGAGUUGCUCCAGAAGAACAUCCAGUUCUGCUCACAGAAGCACCCUUGAAUCCCAAGGCCAAUAGAGAGAAAAUGACCCAAAUAAUGUUUGAGACCUUCAACACCCCCGCUAUGUAUGUUGCUAUCCAGGCCGUCCUCUCCCUUUAUGCCAGUGGUCGCACAACCGGGAUCGUUAUGGAUUCUGGUGAUGGUGUCAGCCACACAGUACCAAUCUACGAAGGGUAUGCUCUCCCACAUGCCAUCCUCCGUCUAGACUUGGCUGGCCGUGAUCUCACAGAUGGUCUAAUGAAAAUCUUAACUGAACGUGGUUACUCUUUCACCACAUCCGCGGAGCGUGAAAUUGUUAGAGAUAUGAAGGAGAAAUUAGCUUACAUAGCCCUGGAUUACGAGCAAGAGCUGGAGACAUCAAAAACCAGCUCUUCCGUGGAGAAGAGCUAUGAACUACCAGAUGGACAGGUGAUCACCAUUGGUGCUGAAAGAUUCCGAUGCCCUGAAGUCCUCUUCCAGCCAUCCAUGAUUGGGAUGGAAGCAGCUGGUAUUCAUGAAACCACAUACAAUUCUAUCAUGAAAUGUGAUGUCGAUAUCAGAAAGGAUCUCUAUGGCAAUAUCGUCCUCAGUGGUGGUUCCACCAUGUUUACUGGCAUUGCUGACAGGAUGAGCAAGGAGAUCACUGCAUUGGCUCCUAGUAGCAUGAAGAUCAAAGUGGUAGCACCACCUGAACGAAAGUACAGUGUCUGGAUUGGAGGCUCCAUUUUAGCUUCCCUCAGCACUUUCCAACAGAUGUGGAUCGCUAAGGCGGAGUAUGAUGAAUCCGGGCCAUCAAUUGUCCACAGGAAAUGCUUCUGAUUUAUUGAAGCUGAAGGUGGAAAGGGUACUUAUACUAUAUUACACGUUAUUCAACUGAUGGAAGAGCUUUCUAUCAAGUGGUUGCUUAUUUCCCUUUUUCGAAAUUUUGUCUUCCUUUUUUCGGUUCUCACCAUUCUUUGUUUCUUAUGGUUAUUUCAUUCUGCGUUGUUCUUCCCCUCUUUUGUUUCGCUGCUGGAACAUUGAACAUGGAAGCAAGCCAAUAGCAUCCAAGGUUCGAUUUUUUUACGGGUA